This is a messenger RNA of Melospiza melodia melodia, 2322 nucleotides long. RefSeq names its product TRAF interacting protein with forkhead associated domain (gene TIFA). Gene Ontology annotation, molecular function: protein binding. The transcript is spliced from 3 exons. The record is from RefSeq and is a predicted model, not a curated record. The coding region runs from base 267 to 830 and encodes 187 amino acids. Gene Ontology annotation, biological process: canonical NF-kappaB signal transduction. Lineage: Eukaryota; Metazoa; Chordata; Aves; Passeriformes; Passerellidae.
CCCAGCGCUUCCCGCCGGCUCCCUCAGGACUUACCGGGAGUCAGGAGCCGCCGCAGCCCUCGGCGGCCGCCGGAGCCCCGCUCCCGGCAGGAGAGGAUGAUGAGGUGAGAGCACGGUGCCGGGACGGACAACAGCGGAGCAGUGGCUGCCUUAGAGCUGCAGAGAAAUCUACAGAAGGUUUCUUCCUCCUGGCCAAUGCACUCUAGUUCUGCAGCCGCUCUGUGCCGUGGUUUUGCCGUCUCCUGGCUCCAAGGGCUCCUCUCGCCAUGAGCUCCUUCGAGGAGGCCGAAACAGAGGAGACAGCGACGUGCCUCCACCUGACCUUCUACCACCCCGGGCAGGCUGAGAAGAUGAUGUUCCGCUGCCUGGAUUUCUGCCGGCGGCAGCAGCUGCGGGCGGAUGACACGGCCAAGUUCGGCCGCGACUCCAGCCUGUGCCGCUACAGCCUGGUGGACACGCGCGUCUCCCGCAUCCAGUUCUCCCUGCAGUUCUACAGGAAGCUCCACAGCUCUGAGUACGCCUUCGAGAUCAAGAACCUGAGCAAGAAAACGAAGCUGACCGUCAACCAAACAGAGCUGGGUUACUUGAACAAAACCGACCUGCCCUGGAAGUGCAUCAUCUGCUUCGGGGAAUACCAGGUCCUGGCAGAGAUUCAAGAAGGGGAGGCCGUGGAUUAUUUUGAGACUCAUUUGCACUUGGCUGAAGCACCCAUCUUACAAGAAAGGUGCCUGCCAUCCCUGCAGCCUGUUCCUGAGAAUGGCAUUUCUCCUUCCUUUCCUCCUGGCCAAGGCAAAAGCCCCACAGAGAUUGAUGAGAACGAGAUGUGCUAGCGGGGAGAAGGAGGCUGGAUCAUGUUUUCUGGCCUCCAGCACACAUAGCUCUCACCUCAGCCCAGUGUUCUUGGUGGUGCUCACUGACUGCUGCACAUCAGUCUUCUUUACUUGCUGUUAUCAGCACAGGCAUUCCAGAGCACUGCUCCCUCCACAGGAAUGGAUUCCUGACACUGCCUUCUCAGAGGGCUCUCUGAUGCCCAGAAAGGUGUGGGAGACAAGGAGUCACUCAAAUCCACAGAAUCCCAGAACUAUGGCCACGUGCUUUGGAGGGACAUUUAACAGGCACUAAUACAGAGCGUGCACAGCAGGGUUUUGGUCCCAACCACGGGGUGACACAGUGUCUUGUUGCAUAUUUUACUUUGUGCUCUGCUUUGCACACCAAAUCCCAAACAGUAUUUUUUGCAAGCCUACGUUGUGACUUCACAGAUUUUGCAACUUAGAAACACUUUGUCCUUUUAUGUUUUUAUUAGCUUCAAAGCAAUGUUUCUUUUUUAUUGUCACUUAUUUAAUUAACUUUUUUUUUUUUUUUUGCAAGUUAACUACUUUCGCUUGUGACAUAGACAAACAUGUUGCAUCAAUGAUCAUGGUCUAUAAAAGUCCACAAUUAUUUUGCAAUAAAUACAUUUUGUUCCCUAGUAAGGGUUUGCUCUGUUGUAUAGCUGCACUCUAAAAGAAUUUUUGGAGAAUAAAAUUAUUUCCAGGACCGUCGAGAUAAGAGAUUGUCACUGGGCUUUCCAAAGAUGCCGUGGCUCCAAGGUAAGAAUUUACUUAAAUACUUCCAGGAAGUUUUCUACCUCUACUCCUCUACCCAAACCUCUCUGAUAAUUUUCUGGUCUUUUAAGUAUUUCUCAGAUUGUUUCAGUCAAAUUUUUCUUUGUCAGGGGCUCAGCUUUUCAUUGGCGUUUGGCUUUUUUAUUUUGGCAAGGAUUUUAGCUUGCUUGAAAGACACACUGGGGAAGAAUAGGAGUUACCCACUUCAUCACCCCUGAAUAUUAGGAUGCAUUUCAGCAUUAAUCAUUCCAAGAAAACCAUAAUUAUAACUGAGGGGAGGAACAGCUGGGAUUAAGGCAACCAACCACGAGUGAGAGAAAGCCACAUGGGAGAGGCAAUGAAACUCAAACACAGGCUUAUGCAGGAUUUGCCUGUUCAUCUCCUCUGUGACAAAAUUACUUUGUUGCCAUGUUUUCCACUCUUGGAAGCCGGCUGUGGUUUCCAAACAACAAUCACUUGCUCAGCUGUGUUUACCUGAGGAAAAAAUCAAUCGUGUAAAAUGCAUAUUAAAAAAUGGAUUGUCUCCUAUCACUACAUUGAUCUGACCAGCAGAAGGUGAUUUAUACAAGGAAGGUUAUUUUGCCUUUAAAGGGUGUGGGUACAGCUGCUCACAUCCAACAGGAGAAGGGCUCCAUGCUCCAAAUUCCCCAGGUCUUCUGCAACAGGUCCCCAGAAGGGACACUGUGGGAUUCAGCAGAGCUCUGACAUGGCUGCCACA